Molecule: messenger RNA, 678 nt
Organism: Gadus chalcogrammus (walleye pollock)
Lineage: Eukaryota; Metazoa; Chordata; Actinopteri; Gadiformes; Gadidae
Product: putative histone-lysine N-methyltransferase PRDM6
Exons: 1
Coding region: 1-678 (225 amino acids)
Source: RefSeq, a predicted model, not a curated record
AUGCUGAAGCCGGGAGAGCCGAGCGCCUUCCUGAAGGUAGACCCGUCCUACCUGCACCACUGGCAACAGCUCUUCCCCCAAACCCCCCAGACCCCCCCUGGCCAGACCCCCUCAGGCCAGUCCACCCCGGGCCAGACUCCCCCGGGCCGGACCCCCCCGGGCCAGACCAGCCCGGGCCAGACUCCCCCGGGCCAGCGCGUAUCUGUCCCGGGAGAGAGUUUGAGAGCGACCCGGCUCAACCACCACCUCAUCUCCUCCACAAACUGUUCCUCCACCACCUCCUCCGCGGCUCCCACUCCGUCCUCCACCUCCUGCCCCUCCGGCUCCUCGGUGGCCUCCUCCCUGGCCGGACUAUCCCAGCUGCCGGUCCCCCAACAUAUCGCCCUGUUCGGCCCCGGGUCCGGGGACUCAGCGGCGGGGCUCCACCCAGACCCCCGGGGGCUCCACCCGGAGCCCCGGGACCUCCACUCGGACGGCCCGCCGAGCUGCGCCGUGGUCUCGUCCAGCGGGAGGAGCUCCGGCGGCCCCUGCCCGCCGUCGUGCCGGGGGAGGCUGACCUCGGAGCAGCUCGACUACUACCUGUACGGCCAGCAGCGGAUGGAGAUCAUCCCGCUGAACCCGCACAGCGGCGACCUCAACCACCGUAAGAGAACCGCGCUACCACUUUCACUACGAUGA